CGGAAGUUUAACUGUUGCCCACCUUUCAUUGAAACCGGACACACUGGUUCGAAGCACUCUCGCCCUAGAUGGACUCGGACUGGGAGGCAGUACUGUAUGAAUGGGUGCAAAAUUGAUAUCUCUUGCACAGAUCUUUCUGACGUAGACUAUGCACAAGAAACCGUGAAUAACAUGCUCUUUUCGAAUUUAGUCUCAUGGUCUAGUUUCCUAUAUGUUCGUCUACUGUAGAAACGUUUGGAGGAGUUCAUCGACAUGCAUUAGAAGAGGAGAAACAACUUGCUGUGCUGGUGGACUGGACAGAGGAAGAUUUCGCGAGGACACUCGCAGGGCGCGUAUGGAUUACAUGUAAAACCAGUGUUGGUUUCGCUGCUAUUUGGGGGAAAGUCAUCCGAGAAGUGCAUUUUCAGGAGACCAUGGACAGCCUCGCUUCCGUGCUAGAGGGAUUCCGUUCAGCCUGGGUUGAUGUUUCCCGGGACUCGAAGAGCUCACAGCCGUGGAAUGGAGAGUGAAAUAAGCUCUAUGAAAAAAAUAGGCUAUUUAUAAUAUUGGUGUGAAAUGUAUUUAUGAUCUGGGUAUCAUGGUUUAUUUCCCCAACAAUCGUAAAUAAACUACUUGGAAUCUAGUGAUACACUUAGAAUAGUGGAUACUUUUAAAAGGAGCGCUUUGGUGACACAUGUGUGGAUCUAUUGAAUUAGGCUAUGCACGGAAUUCAACUGUCAAAUGACAGUUUCAAAGACGUUUUGUUUUGUUUCCACGUUGUCGCCACUAUCUCUUUAAUUUCAUCCAUCCACCGUAUCACUCCUUUAACCAGGUUAGAGCCGUAGAGAAAGAUAAAUAAACCCCCUGUCUCUUAUAGCGCGCCCACACGGGUACCGGGGUCGGGAUGUGGGGUGGCCGAGGUCUCCCAAUGUCUGUCACCGUGGUUGUAACUCUACUCCUGGUUAUUAUUGACGUUAAGGCGAGUGGAGAAUACUGUCACGGUUGGCAUGACACCCAGGGCACCUGGAGAGAGGGCUUCCAGUGCCCGGAGAAGUUUGAUGGUGAGGAUGCCAUCAUCUGCUGCGGGAAAUGCGAGCUCCGGUACUGCUGCUCCAGCACUGAAGCACGGCUGGACCAGGGGACUUGUGAAAACGACAAGCAAGCCCAGGAACCGGGCACCAACAGCAAGGAGAACAAGGAUACGGGCGCAAUACCCAUCUACGUUCCCUUCCUGAUUGUGGGCUCUGUAUUCGUGGCCUUCGUCCUGGUGGGUUCCGUCGUUGCCGUGUGCUGCUGCCGCUGUCUCCGCCCCAAACAGGAACUGUCUUCAGGGGGUGGGGGAGGAGGCGGGUCUGGUGGCGGCCGUCUCCUUGAGACCAUUCCCAUGAUGGCCAGCGUGGGCACGUCUCGCGGGUCCUCCUCCCGCCAAUCAAGCACAGCCACGUCGUCCAGUUCCUCUGCCCCUCCUGCCCAGGUGCCUCGCCCGGCCCCCCAGCCCAUGAUGCGUGCCCAGGCCUCCUGCUGUCUGCCUACAGACGCCAGUGUCUUCGUCAACAUGCCCACCAACUUCUCCGUGCUCAACUGCCAGCAGGCCACCCAGAUCAUGCCCCACCAGGGACAGUUCAUCCACCCCCAGUACAUCGGCUACGCCACCCACCACAUGUCCCCGCCCCAGGGGGUCUACCUGGACCCCACCCAGGGGGGCUACAGACAGCUGCAGUCCCUACCCCCACCCACCAGUGUGGCCAGUGUCACCAGUGAGCAGAAGUACCCUCCAGUAACAGUUUGAGGAAGGGGCCAUUUUGGUGACUGUGUGUAUCAGACCGUGUGAGGACUUUGUGGAACUCUGCCAGAAAACCUUACAGAGAUUGCGUGAGAAACCUUAUGGGGACAUUGGGAGCUCGCCAGCUUGGAGAGAGAAUGAUAUGGACUCUGGCUCACACAGAGGACUCGUAAAACCCAAGCUGGGAUCUGUGCCUAACCAGCCACAGUGUGUUGCGUGCGUCUGUCCUACAUCCCACUGGGCACACACCGGUUGAAUCAACGAUGUUUCCACAUUAUUUCAAUGAAAUGAUGUUGAACCAACGUGGAAUAGAUGUUGAAUUGACUUCUGUGCCUAGUGGGAUGUGUGUGAUAUUACGUUGCCUCAGGGUAAUCAUUCUGACUGAGUCAACCUCAACCCAAGAUGGAGUAUGUGAGGACAAGAAAGGGGUACAUCUUUCUGGAUGUCCUCAUUCAAGAAAACACAAUCACAUAGAGGGGUCAAGCUACUCACCAUGGCCAAUGAAUCUCAGCAUACAGUGGCUUGCGAAAGUAUUCAACCCCUUGACAUUUUUCCAAGUUUGUUGCCUUACAAUCUGGAAUUAAAAUUGAUUUGGGGGGGGGGUUGUAUCAUUUGAUUUACACAACAUGCCUACCACCUUGAAGAUGCAAAAUAAUUGUUAUUGUGAAACAAACAUGAAAUAAGACAAAAUAAAAUGAAAACUUGAGCGAGCAUAACUAUUCACCCCCCCCCAAAAGUUAAUACUUUAUAGAGCCACCUUUUGCAGCAAUUACAGCUGCAAGUCUCUUGGGGUAUGUCUCUAUAAGCCUGGCACAUCUAGCCACUGGGACUUUUGCCAACUCUUCAAGGCAAAACUGCUCCAGCUCCUUCAAGUUGGAUGGGUUCCGCUGGUGGACAGCAAUCUUUAAGUCAUACCACAGAUUCUCAAUUGGAUUGAGGUCUGGGCUUUGACUAGGCCAUUCCAAGACAUUUAAAUGUUUCCCCUUAAACCACUCGAGUGUUUCUUUAGCAGUAUGCUCAGGGUCAUUGUCCUGAUGGAAGGUGAACCUCCGUCCCAGUCUCAAAUCUCUGGAAAACUGAAACAGGUUUCCCUCAAGAAUUCCCCUGUAUUUAGCGCCAUCCAUCAUUCCUUCAAUUCUGACCAGUUUCCCAGUCCCUGCCAAUGAAAAACAUCCCCACAGCAUGACGCUGCCACCACUAUGCUUCACUGUGGGGAUAGGGUUCUCGGGGUGAUGAGAAGUGUUGGGUUUGCACCAGACAUGAUGGCCUGAAAGCUCAAUUAUAGUCUCAUCUGACCAGAAUACCUUCUUCCAUAUGUUUGGGGAGUCUCCCACAUCCCUUUUGGCAAACACCAAAUGUGUUUGCUUAUUUUUUCUUUAAGCAAUGGCUUUUUUUCUGGCCACUCUUCUGUAAAGCCCAGUUCUGUGGAGUGUAUGUCUUAAAGUGGUCCUAUGGACAGAUACUCCAAUCUCCACUGUGGCGCUUUGCAGCUCCUUCAGGGUUAUCUUUGGUCUCUUUGUUGCCUCUCUGAUUAAUGCCCUCCUUGCCUGGUCCGUGAGUUUUGGUGGGCGGCCCUCUCUUGGCAGGUUUGUUGUGGUGCUAUAUUCUUUCCAUUUUUUAAUAAUGGAUUUAAUGGUGCUCCGUGGGAUGUCAAAUCAAAUCAAAUGUAUUUGUCACAUACACAUGGUUAGCAGAUGUUAAUGCGAGUGUAGCGAAAUGCUUGUGCUUCUAGUUCUGACAAUGCAGUAAUAACCAACGAGUAAUCUAACCUAACAAUUCCACAACUACUACCUUAUACACAUAAGUGUAAAGGGAUAAAGAAUAUGUACAUAAAGAUAUAUGAAUGAGUGAUGGUACAGAACGGCAUAGGCAAGAUGCAGUAGAUGGUAUCGAGUACAGUAUAUACAUAUGAGAUGAGUAAUGUAGGGUAUGUAAACAAAGUAGCAUAGUUUAAAGUGUCUAGUUAUACAUGUAUUACAUAAAGAUGCAGUAGAUGAUAUAGAGUACAGUAUAUACAUAUACAUAUGAGAUGAGUAAUGUAGGGUAUGUAAACAUUAUAUUAAGUAGCAUUGUUUAAAGUGGCUAGUGAUAUAUUUUCCAUCAAUUUCCAUCAAUUCCCAUUAUUAAAGUGGCUGGAGUUGAGUCAGUAUGUUGGCAGCAGCCACUCAAUGUUAGUGGUGGCUGUUUAACAGUCUGGUGGCCUUGAGAUAGAAGCUGUUUUUCAGUCUCUCGGUCCCUGCUUUGAUGCACCUGUACUGACCUCGCCUUCUGGAUGAUAGCGGGGUGAACAGGCAGUGGCUCGGGUGGUUGUUGUGGUUGUUGUUCAAAGUUUCUGAUAUGUUUUUAUAUCCCAACCCUGAUCUGUACUUCUCCACAACUUUGUCAGUGACCUGUUUGGAGAGCUCCUUGGUCUUCAUGGUACCGCUUGCUUGGUUGUGUCCCUUGCUUAGUGGUGUUGCAGACUCUGGGGCCUUUCAGAACAGGUGUAUAUAUAUAUAUAUAUAUUGAGAUCAUGGAACAGAUCAUGUGACACUUAGAUUGCACACAGAUGGACUUGAACUAAUUAUGUGACUUUUGAAGGUAGUUGGUUGCACCAGAUCUUAUUUAGGGGCUUCAUAGCAAAGAGGGUGACACCACUUUCACAUUUUUUAUUUUUUAUAAUUUUUUGAAACAAGUUAUAUUUUUCAUUUCACUUGACCAAUUUGGACUGUUGUGUGUAUGUUCAUUACAUGAAAUCCAAAUAAAAAUACAUUUAAAUUACAGGUUGUAAUGCAACAAAAUAGGAAAAACACCAAGGGGGAUGAAUACUUUUGCAAGGCACUGUACAUUUGUGUGUUUAACAUCUUGAAAUUUGUCCAUGUAGUAUCUGUUGUAUGUGUAAAUGAGUGAAUGUGUGUAUGUACAGUACAGGUUGUGAGGUGCUGUGUCCAGUGUGUGUACUGUAUGUGAAUUGUGAAUAUAUGAAGAGUUUAUUUCCAAAACGCUAUACCAACCAAUUUUUCAUGUGUUUUUUAAUUUAAAAAAAAAUCAGAAAUGAUUGCUUAUGGGUACCUUCAUGUGUGUGUAAAAUAUUACUGUUUUCAGAUUUUUUAUUAAUAGAUUUUAGAUGCAUAUGAAAAUGUGUUUUUUCUUCUUCAAAAUGCUAUGUAUCCAUUGUUUUGCUGGAAUGGAAUGUUGGUGUACUGUUUAUUUGGCUAAUGUGGUUGUCUCACCUAGCUAUCUUAAGAUGAAUGCACUAAAUGUAAGUUGCUCUGGAUAAGAGCAUCAGCUAAAUGACUCAAAUGUAAAAGUUUUACAUACAGAUGUCAUAUUACCGUAUUGAUUUAUUUUGUAUUUUUUUUAUAUUGAUGUCACAAGUGUAUAAUUUCUACAUUUUUUUUGUAAUAUGUGACUGUGUAAAAACAAACUACUUAUUUCUCUCAGAGUGAGGUGGAUAUAUAGCAUUUUGCAACAAAAAAAACAUGAUUAUUUGUCUCUGAAAUGAAACUAUUAAACCUCUUAUGGCUCUUGCGAAUUUCGCAGCUUUUUGUUAAAAAUCGCGCAACAUUUCAGCGCCCUGCUACUCAUGCCAGGAAUAUAGUAUAUGCAUAUGAUUAGUAUGUGUGGAUAGAAAACACUCAGACGUUUCUAAAACUGGCUAAAUCACGGCUGUGACUAUAACAGAACGUGCGUUUCAUCGAAAAGUGCAGGAAAAUCUGAUCACUGAAAAUGGGAAAAUAUAUCCAUGCGCCACUUCAACCAAUUGUUAAAAGUGACCCACAUUAAAUGGGGCCGAGGUUGCAAUACCUACAGCUUCCACACGA
Molecule: messenger RNA, 5565 nt
Organism: Oncorhynchus nerka (sockeye salmon)
Lineage: Eukaryota; Metazoa; Chordata; Actinopteri; Salmoniformes; Salmonidae
Product: protein shisa-2-like
Source: RefSeq, a predicted model, not a curated record